AUAUAUUUGAUUGUAAUUGCUUAAGUUGUGUUGGUGUAUAAGAGAAUCUUAAAAAUAGUUGUCUACUGUAAUCAAUUGUACACUAUGCAUUUAAGCUUAAGUUAGGAAGAAAAAUGAAACAUAUUUGUGAUAUGUGGUAUACAAAUAUUUAUUCCUGUAUUAUCACUGAUGUUACAUUUGGUACUCAUUUACCUCAGUCUCUCUGUCUUAUCUUAUAUUUGGCUUAAUCAAAUUGUUGAAAUUGAAGUGAAAAAACGAUUGAUUGCCGAACGACAUCAUUGUCCGAAUUGCAAGCAAAGCUAUAAAUACAAAGGAGGUCUUCGCAGACACCUUGACUUCGAAUGUGGUAAAAAGCCACAGUUCUUAUGUCCAGAAUGUCCAAAAGAAUUUUCUAGAAAAGAUAAACUCCUUAGACAUAGAAAAAAUGUUCACAGGGCAAAGGAACUGGGUAUUUUUUAAUAUAAACCUUGCGUUUGUCAAAUUAUUUCCUUAGUAAACUUGGUGGCUUCAAAACAUCUUAUUGUCAAAUAUAGUAGAACCUAAAUUAUUUAUCCCUCAAUUAACUAUCUGGUUUUUUUUUUAAAUUAAACAACUUUUUUAAACCACAAUAAUUGUACAAUAUGCAUAGAUGGCAUAUUUAAAAAAAAAUUAUGAAUUUACAUAUUGUAGUAAAUAAAUGUAUAACAAAUAGUAAUUAUGUAUAAAACUGAAAAAAUAAUAAAUAAUGUGUAUGUACAAUGUUUAAACAAAUUUCAGCUUCUUGCUUAAUUGUCUUUCUGAUUAUCCACGAAGGCUCUUGUCUUGUGACCGGCGGCUAAUCAAGGUCCUAUUGUAUAUAGUUGUGAUUUGUCUUGUAUUCUUGUAUUCUCAAAACUACUGACUUGAUAUUAACAAAUAUAAAACUAAUGGAUUAGUCUUAAUUCUCUAAUCUACAUAUAACUAGCCCAUCUCCAACCUCUCCAAGGAAAACUAAGUUUUAAUAUAAGAAUACACCCAGUCAAAUUUUAUUAUGACAUUAUUGUUAAUUUUUUUUUUAUAAAUUAUUAGAUCCACUUUAUUGUUUGUAAAAAUCUGUUCAGUAUUUAAAUGUAUAACAUUCAUUUCAAUCAAAACCUAGUCAAAUAGAUAGAAUCAGUGGUGACAGUUGGUUGACAAAUUUUAUCUGUUAACGAUUUAUUAAUGAAAAUGUUGUUAUUCACUUCCCAACGGAUACACCACUGGAUAGUAUUAUUGUAAUUUUUAUGAUGUGUGUAAUAUACUUUUUCAUUUAUUA
Molecule: messenger RNA, 1273 nt
Organism: Myzus persicae (green peach aphid)
Lineage: Eukaryota; Metazoa; Arthropoda; Insecta; Hemiptera; Aphididae
Product: longitudinals lacking protein, isoforms A/B/D/L-like
Exons: 2
Coding region: 169-459 (96 amino acids)
Source: RefSeq, a predicted model, not a curated record